AUGCCAACAUUUAAUAGCUCCGUAGCAAUAUUAAUCAUAAUUGUAUUUCUUCAACAACCUACAAAUAUAAAGGCCCGCAGUUUAAAAUUCCUUAGCUGCAGCAGCCGUUACAAUCCCAAAUACUUUUCCAACUUUACCUUGUACACCUUGAACGAUAGCUUAUAUACCGAGGCUGAUCUUAUAAGACCUUUAGUGUCUGGCCUCAAAUCCAAUGUGGAUUUUCAGAUACGUCUGGCCAAUUCGAAAACCUAUCAGACAUUAUUUGGCUAUACUAUUGAUGUCUGCAGCAUGGUGAUUUCCUACAAGGACACCUUAUUCAAGCGAUGGUUUAAAAGUCUGCUGAAACAUAGUAAUUUUAUGCAAAAUUGUCCCAUACAUGAGGGUCAUUAUUAUUUGAAUGCUUGGCGCAUGGAAUCUUCAUUAAUACCCACCUAUUUGUAUCCGGGUGAUUAUCGUUUAAAGGGUUAUGGUUAUGUGGGCAAAUUGCAGAAUAAGGAUAAUUUUAUAUUGGAAUUGACCACGGAUGCGGUAAUAGUGGAGAAUUAAAUUGAA
Calliphora vicina (urban bluebottle blowfly) is the source of this 552-nucleotide messenger RNA. RefSeq lists its product as uncharacterized. The record is from RefSeq and is a predicted model, not a curated record. Lineage: Eukaryota; Metazoa; Arthropoda; Insecta; Diptera; Calliphoridae. Bases 1 to 546 code for a protein of 181 amino acids. The transcript is spliced from 2 exons.